Nicrophorus vespilloides is the source of this 956-nucleotide messenger RNA. Its product is annotated as polyadenylate-binding protein 2-like. NCBI's taxonomy places the organism in Eukaryota, Metazoa, Arthropoda, Insecta, Coleoptera, Silphidae. The coding region runs from base 248 to 874 and encodes 208 amino acids. Gene Ontology annotation, molecular function: RNA binding. The record is from RefSeq and is a predicted model, not a curated record. The transcript has a single exon.
AUGGUCAAGUCAUUUGGUUACCUAACUUACUAGUUUUAUGAGGCGCCCAAUAAAUUUAAAACGUAUUUCUCUUAAUACUAUAUUUUUGCGCAGGUAAUUUUUAAUACCCAAGUUAUGUAGUAUAAAUACUUGGUUGAAAAUCACAAAGGCAUUAGUUCUUCAAUCGCCUUCAGUACGACAACAUCACUUUUGUUAUUAACCUACUAUUAGCUUCUUUGCAUUUUUAACUUAUUUUAACUUAACCAAAAUGUGUAAAGAUAUUAUAGAAUUGGAAAAAGCCAUGGAUUUUAACUUUUCAUUUGAGGACGACGCAGAGCUUAUUGCUAUUGAAGAAUCCAUGAAGAAGACCAACGAAGAAAUCAAAAAGUUGAGUAUACUUCAGGAUGACUAUGAAGAGGAUGAUAACAAUGAAAACAAGAAUGAAGACAAUAGAAGAAGUGUGUUUGUGGGGAAUAUUGCUCAUGGUACUACUUCGUCGAUGCUGGAAGCGUUUUUCAGCAAGUGCGGAACCAUCAAACGUGUUAUCAUUUUCGUGAACAAAAUUACAGGAAAACCUAAAGGGUUUGCGUAUAUUGAAUUUGAACUAUCAUCGUCUGUGGAGAAGGCCCUGAAAAUGAAUGGGUAUAAGUUGAGAUCCAUGCCACUUCAGGUGAUGUCCAAGAUGCCCAACAAACCUAGAUUGACAACCACCAAUCGUCCAACUCUGGUUUCUGCAGAUCUAGGGAAUAGGCAAAUGUCUCAAGUUGAUUCGAUGAGAAUAUCCGAACAUUUCAAAAGUAUUUGUUCAGGAAGUAAUGUUGCUAGAAAAAUUGCUGGAGCAUUGAAGACUAAAUAUUCGGUGAAACGUCUAGGUGUGAAAAACUGUUUGUUUUAAUGCGAAGAAAUUCGGGUAAUUAAUGAAAGCUUUGUAAAAAGUAGUUAGGAUAAUUGACAAUAUUUUUGUACAUUUAUUGUGA